Poecile atricapillus (Black-capped chickadee) is the source of this 1876-nucleotide messenger RNA. It is a transcript of the gene SUOX, whose product is annotated as sulfite oxidase. Gene Ontology annotation, molecular function: molybdenum ion binding; heme binding; oxidoreductase activity. The record is from RefSeq and is a predicted model, not a curated record. The coding region runs from base 101 to 1858 and encodes 585 amino acids. The transcript has 5 exons. Gene Ontology annotation, cellular component: mitochondrion. Lineage: Eukaryota; Metazoa; Chordata; Aves; Passeriformes; Paridae.
CCGCGGGACCGGAACCGUUACGCAGCGUCCCCGGGGCCGUUUCCCGGUCCCGGUGCCCGUCACAGCCGCGCUCUCCCGUCCCUCCGCCGCCGCCGCCGCGAUGCUGCUGCUCCGGGCCGUGGCCGGCCGCAGGCUCCCGCCGCUGACGCAGCUGCCCCGGGGCUGCUCCCGGUUGGCCGCCGGUAGCGCGACACCGGAGGGACAACCGGGAGCGACACCGGGGGGACAACCGGGAGCGACACCGGAGGGACAACCGGGAGCGACACCGGGGGGACAACCGGGAGCGACACCGGGGGGACAACCGGGAACGACACCGGGGGGACACCGGGGAGCGGCACCGGGGGGACACCGGGGAGCGGCCCCGGUGCUGGCGGCGCUGCUCGGGAUCGGGGCCGUCCUGGCCUACGGAGAGCGGCAGCGGAGGAGCGCCCAGGCCGCGCAGGCCCCCCCGUCCCCGCCGUACCCCCGUUACACCCGGGCCGAGGUGGCUCAGCACCGCACCCCCCGCGACCGCGUGUGGGUCACCUACGGCACCGACGUGUUCGAUGUCACCGAAUUCGUGGAGCUGCACCCGGGGGGACCGGACAAAAUCCUCCUGGCGGCCGGAGGAGCCCUGGAGCCUUUCUGGGCUCUCUACGCCGUCCACAGCCAGCCCCACGUGCUGGAGCUGCUCCGUGACUACAAAGUGGGCGAGCUGAGCCCCGAGGACGCGGCGGUGACACCGGGGGACACCGCGGACCCGUUCGCCGGGGACCCCCCUCGCCACCCGGCGCUGCGGGUGAACAGCUCGAAACCUUUCAACGCCGAACCUCCCCCGGAGCUGCUGACCCAGAGUUUCCUGACCCCCAACGAGCUUUUCUUCACCCGUAACCACCUCCCGGUGCCCUCGGUGGAGCCGGGCUCCUACCGGCUGCGCGUGGAGGUUCCCGGUGGCCGAGCGCUGUCGCUGUCGCUGGCCGAGCUCCGCCGCCGCUUCCCCAAGCACGAGGUGACGGCCACGCUGCAAUGCGCCGGUAACCGGAGAUCCGAGAUGAGCCGGGAGCGCCCGGUCAAGGGGCUGGACUGGGGCAUCGGGGCCAUCAGCACCGCACGAUGGGGAGGAGCGAGGCUCCGGGACGUGCUGCUGGCCGCCGGUUUCGGCGAGAAAAGCGGAGCCACCGAGGACUGGCACGUGUGUUUCGAAGGGUUGGAUACGGACGCCACCGGGACUCCCUACGGAGCGUCCAUCCCGUUAAAACGGGCGCUGAGCGGCGAGGCCGAGGUGCUGCUGGCGUACGAGAUGAACGGGCAGGAGCUGCCGCGGGAUCACGGGUUCCCGGUGCGGGCGCUGGUGCCCGGUGUGGUCGGGGCCAGGAGCGUGAAGUGGCUGCGGAGCGUGGUGGUGUCACCCUCGGAGAGCCCGAGCCACUGGCAGCAGAACGAUUACAAAGGGUUUUGUCCCUCCGUGGAUUGGGAUUCCGUGGAUUUCCGCAGCGCUCCGGCCAUCCAGGAGCUGCCGGUGCAGUCGGCGAUCACCGAACCCCGGCCCGGGGCCGCCGUGCCCGCCGGGGAACUGACGGUGAAGGGAUACGCGUGGAGCGGAGGAGGAAGGGAGGUGAUCAGGGUGGAUGUGUCGCUGGACGGGGGCCGCACGUGGCGCGAGGCCGCUCUGGGGCCGCGGCCGGAGCGGGGCCGGGGCUGGGCCUGGGCGCUCUGGGAGCUGCGAGCGGCGGCGCCCGCGGGGACCCGGCUGGAAAUCGUCUGCAAGGCCGUGGACAGCAGCUACAACGUCCAGCCCGACAGCGUGGGGGGAAUCUGGAACCUUCGAGGGGUGCUCAGUAAUGCAUGGCACAGGGUGGGGGUCACUGUGACACCCUGAGUGACACCAGGGGUCUGU